This is a messenger RNA of Lachancea thermotolerans CBS 6340, 1311 nucleotides long. RefSeq names its product putative metallocarboxypeptidase (gene ECM14). Gene Ontology annotation, molecular function: zinc ion binding; metallocarboxypeptidase activity. The record is from RefSeq and is a predicted model, not a curated record. The transcript has a single exon. Gene Ontology annotation, biological process: proteolysis. The coding region runs from base 1 to 1311 and encodes 436 amino acids. NCBI's taxonomy places the organism in Eukaryota, Fungi, Ascomycota, Saccharomycetes, Saccharomycetales, Saccharomycetaceae.
AUGAGAGCGGCGAGUGCCUUUUUGGCAUGUUUAGUGGCGAUUUGCUCUGCCUCGCGUGACUACUCGGGCUACAAGGUGUGCAGGUUCCACACUAACAACGUUACGGAAGUCAAGACAAAGAUCGGCCAAUAUCACGCUGGCUCGAUAGAUAUCUGGACUCGAAGCUCCCAGUUUGUGGAUGUGCAACUUCCUGGUGAUGUGGCGGAUCAUCUUAAAGAGUGCGAAGUGAUCAUAGAUGACCUGAACAAAACGGUCAAAGAGACCUACCCAGUAGAUCAGCUCGAGGGCGCUGAAAAGCUGCAGAUUUUCCAGCAGUCGCCGCAACUUAACGAGCCUGCUCCUGUUACCAUGAAGAGACAAGAUAUCUUUUUCGACCAAUUUAGAGACCUCGACACCAUUUACGCGUGGUUGGAUUUGAUGCAAUUGACUUUCCCAGAGCUUGUGAAAAUUGAGUUGGUCGGUCAAACAUUCGAGGGCCGCGAAAUGAAAGCACUACACAUCAGCGCAGGGAACCACAACCUCAAUCCAGACAAGAAAACUAUCAUAAUCACAGGUGGUAUCCACGCUCGAGAAUGGGUGGGCGUCAGCACUGCAUGUUACUUUAUUUAUCAGCUGCUUACAGGCUAUGGGACCAACAAAAAGGAAACUAAAUACUUAAACCACCUGGACUUCCUUAUUGUACCGGUUUUUAACCCGGACGGAUACGUGUACACGUGGAGUCAUGACCGCCUGUGGCGUAAGAACCGCCAGCAAACGUACUUCCCGCGUUGCUUUGGAAUUGACAUCGACCACUCCUUUGAUUUCCAUUGGACAGGAACGCAAGAUUUCCCUUGCAGCGAAGACUAUAGCGGGGAGUCGCCUUUUGAGGCCUUAGAGUCUGAGUCGUGGAACAACUACAUCAACGAGUCAAAGAGUGAAUACACUAUUCAUGGUUACCUGGAUCUACACUCGUACUCUCAAGAAGUUCUGUACCCAUACGCUUAUUCUUGCGAUGCGCUGCCUAGGGACUUUGAAAAUCUGUUAGAACUAUCCUGGGGGUUAGCAAAAGCUAUAAGAAGGAAAUCGGGCAAGAAAUACAAUGUUCUCUCUUCAUGCGAGGAUAGGGGAUCCGACUUGAAGCCUGGUCUUGGGUCCGGAUCAGCAUUAGACUACAUGUACCAUCACAGAGCCCAUUGGGGAAUACAGUUAAAGCUACGGGACACUGGGAACCAUGGAUUUUUGUUGCCGCCAAAAUACAUUGUCCCAGUAGGCAAAGAAAGCUAUGCAGCUUUGAAGUAUUUCUGUGACUUUAUAUUAAAUCCGGAGCUGUGA